UAUGAAAAUGUCGAGAUAUAUAAGAGCAGUUGAUAGGCAACGAAAAGAAUCGAGAGUAUUAUCUUACAACAUAUAGAUACAGUGCUCUCUUAGUUUUCAUCACUACUUUGAAUCGACAUUACCAUGUUUUAAACUCGUUUUAUAAGUCAUGAGUGUGAAACCAAAAUGGACUCGACCGUCUGGCCCGUUAAAUGUUUGGAAAGUCGUUGAUGGCUAUGAAACAUUAAACGAUGGAACGAAAAAACCUGUUAAGUUUUCUAUACAAGAUGUCCCAAACGACGAGAAGAGACGUCAAGAAGUACUUCAACUCAUGUACACACAUUUUCUAGCUGAAGAGCCGUGCUCUAAAUCAUUGAAAAUCAAAGAUACAGAUCCAGAUGGCGUGCAAGAUUUUCUAACGCUAUGGAAAUACUCGCUUGAUCAAGGCGUUGUUAUAGCAUGUUACAAACUUGAUUCUAAUGGUAAAAUUGAAAAUUUGGUUGGUGCUAAUAUAAUAUUUAUGAAAACUCCGGAAACUUUGCAAGACUUUAAUCAAAUGAAGCAAUUUUUUAAGUCGUCAAAUUUUUUGACUAUUUGGGACACUUUCGAAGAUUUAGCAUCUAGAGCUGAUGUUUGUAAAACUUACAAUGUCGAUCGAUAUAUCACGUCAAUAAGCCUUAGUAUUCUACCCGCUUUCCGAGGUCAAAAAUUAGGACUUCAUAUUUUGGAUGCAAGGUCGCCUAUGGCUAAAAAAUAUGGAUUUUCAGCCACAACUACAUUUUUCACUGCUCAGGCCUCACAAAUUCAAGCCAAGCGAGCCGGCUUUGAAGAAGGAGUUUCAGUCGAGUUUGCAGAUAUUUUAGACGAUAAAGGCAAUCCUAAAUUUCCAAAUAUUGAUUCAAAGUAUGCUAAGAUAAUGAUGAAGAGACUUCCUUAGCGAAGAAUGGAUGUUUUGGAAAAUACGUAAAUUACGUUAUCUUAACAGGAUCUCAGUGCAUUAUGUGAAAUUUAUAUACAAUUCGAUAUAGAAUAUCAUUAAAGCUGAAUCCGAGAUAUUUUGACUAACGUUUUGCCAUUUCGAAAUUUUCUCCUCGUGAAUAACAGGCCUAAUCACAUUGAAAAUAUCACUGUACAAAAUCAAUUUUUACAGUGGAAAUGUAAUCAUUAGACUGAUCCGACUGAAAAUCCAAACAAAAAUUUAAAUGUUCUUACAAAUAAAAAGUUCAUUAUGUAUAAAUUUUAUUUUGCAUGUAUAACGUGUAUAGCGUCAAUGCCGUUUAUACUAAGAGAUGAGUAAUAAACGAGCGUAGAGUAUAGAA
Phymastichus coffea is the source of this 1298-nucleotide messenger RNA. RefSeq lists its product as uncharacterized. The record is from RefSeq and is a predicted model, not a curated record. NCBI's taxonomy places the organism in Eukaryota, Metazoa, Arthropoda, Insecta, Hymenoptera, Eulophidae. The transcript has 5 exons. Gene Ontology annotation, molecular function: N-acetyltransferase activity. Bases 149 to 916 code for a protein of 255 amino acids.